Messenger RNA from Triticum turgidum subsp. durum (durum wheat), 1260 nucleotides. The record is from the annotation of a GenBank genome assembly. NCBI's taxonomy places the organism in Eukaryota, Viridiplantae, Streptophyta, Magnoliopsida, Poales, Poaceae.
AUGGCCUCCGGUGAGCUCCCACCGUCCAAGAAGAAAUCCGGCCCCACCACCAUAUGCUCCCUCGGCGACGACCUCCUGUGCGAGGUGUUCCUCCGCCUGCCCUCCCUCCCGACCCUCGUCCGCGCCGCCCUCACCUGCCCCGCCUUCCUCCGCGCCGUCCGUUCGUCCCCGAAAUUCCGCCGCCGCUUCCGCGAUCUUCACCCCGCCCCGCUCCUAGGCGUCUUCCUCGACGUCUACGACCCCGGCAUGCCCGCCUUCGUGCCCAUCCGCCGCUGGUCCGACCCGGACCACGCUGCCGCCGUCCGCGGCGCCGACGUCUUCCUCACCCGCGUCCCCGACGAUGAAGACGAAGGGUCCGACGAUGAGGACGACGGGGAAAGCGACAGCCUCGGGUGGUCCGGGUAUUACGGAGGCGAAGGCGACAGAGCCGGGUGGUCGAUGACCGGGUGUCGCGAUGGGUACGUGGUUCUCGUCAACCGGGGAACCAAGCGGGCGGCUGUCUACGACCCCCUCACACGGAGCCUGCAUCUCCUCCCCGCGCCGCCCGUUGAGAUCUGCGAAGACCCCGAAGAGGCGGAAGUCGAGUUCCACGUGAUCACCUCGGAAGAGGACCGCCGGUCACUCCGCGUCGUCUUCGUCUGCAAGGAAAGGGGGAAAGUGCGGGUCGCCGUCUUCUCGCUGGACACCAGGGAGUGGCAGAUCUCCCCAAAAGGGGCGCGCCUGCAGCUGCAGGACGAUGACAGUGGUACGCUAGUGAACGGGUGUGUCUACUGGGCAUCCGUAAGCGAAGACGCUAUUCAUCUGCUGAACACGGCAACACUGCAAUUCUCCCGGAUGGUUCUGCCGCGGCGUAUGCGGCGAAUGGGUCUCAAGGUCGGUCAGACCAGUGAUGGGAAGCUCUGCUUGGCCUGCGCAUCUGAACUCACUCUUGAUGUCUGCUUCCGGAGAGCAGAUGACAAUGGUGUCGAUAAAUGGAUACUGAACAGGACAUUUGAGUUGGUGGACGACAUCGACAAGCUCCGGCUACAGUUUGUAGAUCGUUUCCCAAGACUGGAGGUCGUGGCCAUCAUCGGUGGCAUUGUGUAUCUGUCUACUUUCCAGGUAGAGCAUCCUAGUUCUUCUGGCUGCUUCCUAUCAUUCUGCAUUGAAACAGAGGAGCUGAAGGAGGUCUGCCCUAUCACCAACUCUGAUUCUUCAUAUCCCUACAUCAUGGCGUGGCCUCCUGUUUUGGUAGGCAAUAAGGUGAGCUCUCUCGGCUAG